UUAUCAUAAGCAUAUUCAAUUCAAGCAAUAAAUUUGGGAAAAUGGAGUAUAAAGGGAACGAAGAGAGUUGAUAAGAGGACAAAUUAUAGACUUAUCACUUAAUCAUGAUGUAGGAUCUCCUUGAUAAAACCCUAAACCCCAUUAGUCAGAGGUUUGGGGAUAAAAAAAUAAGUGCUUGAUUAUUUUUUUUUCCAAUUUUUUUGGGAAUUUUGUAGUGAAUACGGACUGUCCUACACUCUAUUUUUUAGAUCUUCCUUUGUAGGAUUAUACUGAAUAUGUUGUAUUGUACUUUUGAAAAUUAGGGAGUAAUGGGUGAGGGAUUAUUGGGAAUUUCACCCUCACCGACUUGGUAAAAGUUCAGUUUCAGAUAUCUGACCAGUUAAGCUAUAAAAAUUUCUAACAGACAUUGCACUCUUUAACAGAGAGGGCAUUUUGUUGAUUGCCAUGAAAAUUGCUCCAAAGAAACCUCAUUUUUUCAAGCCAAUUAUGCCAGGUUUCAAGCGUGGUCUUAAAAUUCCUAUAGGUUUCUUGAGGUAUCUGAAGGGACUUAAACAUAUUAAACAUGCAAUACUGAGAAGGGCGAGUAAAAAGUGGUUGUUGAAGGUGAACUGCUGGAGAUUAGAAGAUGGUUGGAAAAAGUUUGCAAAGGAGCAUGAUUUGCAAUUGGGAGAUUUGUUGGUGUUUAGACAUGAAGGACACAUGGAAUUUAAGGUUUCCAUCUUUGAUUCGAGUCAUUGUGAUAGAGAGUACGCAGAGUAUUUGCGGGAAGAAGAAGAGAGCAAUACUAUUGAAGAGACUUCCAAGAAAGUGAAAUUCAAAGAAGCUGCUAUUCAUAACCCUUGCGGCCAAUCUCGUUUUGAGUGCAUUGUCAGACCAUAUUGCGUUUCAAAUGGUUACUUGGUAAGUCUCAAAACUCAUUGGAUAAAGGAAGCAUUUGCACCAUUUUGUUUUUUCCCUCCUCUGUUUAUUGGAGUUAUUUACAGCAAAAGUAUGAAGUGUUUCAUAUGUGCAAAUUGUUAUAAACAAUUCCUGCGCCUUCCUAGACAAUUUGCAAGGGCAAACGGUCUCAUGAACAAGAAACUUGGUGUGAUUAUCAGAGAUGAAAGACAAAGAUCAUGGAAUUUACGGCUUGCUACCUAUGGUUUAAAUGUUCAUAUAUACAAUGGAUGGGAUGAAUUCUGUGUUGUGAAUAACUUAAAGGAGGGAGAUUAUAUGACGUUUGAGGUUGUUGCUAAUGGAGAAAAACCCAUAUGGAAAUUUCGCUUAAUAAAGGAUCUUAGGCAUAAGGCGCUAGACCUGACUACUCCGAUAUCACAAAUACCAGCUUCAACAUCUGCUGAUGCCAACCCGCAUUUUAUAUCCACUAUCAAGCAUUACACCUUCACAAAAGCUAUUUUGAAAUUUGAGCAGUAUCUUCCAAAGGGUUUCACAAAAUCAAAUGGCAUGAUGGAUAAACAUGAGAUGAUUCUUGUCGAUGAAAAGCAGAGAUCAUGGACAGUGUGGCUAGGGAAAAUGGAUCCUCGCCAUUUUGGAAUUAAAUGUGGAUGGCCACAGUUCAGAAAAGCAAAUGGUGUUCAAGUUGGAGAUACUUAUAUGUUUGAACUCACCGACAAUGGCACAAUACCUAUAAUGCAUGUCCAUUAUAUGAAAGAACCAACAGUUGAUGUGAUGGCCUCGUUAAGCUGCUCUGCGCCAAUAGAAAAAGCCUGAAAAUUUUCAGAGCUAAUUACCGGAGAUGACAGCAAAAGAUGUUCUUUUAUCUGAUCAUCCUGAAUUUGUAGACGUUUCGAUGAUGUCGGAAGGAACUCCCAACAAUGAGCGGUUCCUGGUGAUUGAGGCUUGGAAGCAUUCGGAUUUCUUGUGCACCUUUCUUUUUUGGCCAAUGAGAACAGGACAUAUGACGUUUGAGUUUGAUUGUGAAUGACAAAUGGAAGAUGUUCCAUACAUUGAAGAAAAGAGGAGAAUUUAUUGGUAUAAAUAGAAAAACACUUCUACAUUAGCUUAAAAUUUUGGAUCAACUAGUCAUCAAAGGUUGUGGUGGAGUCGUAAUUGCUCCUUCAUUCCUAAUUAGAAGUUUUAGGUUCGAGCAUUGAGUAUGGAGUCUGUCUUUGAUAGGGAGCGUUUUAUCUCCCAUAGCGGAAGAACUUCCUGGCUCGAAUUCAGAUUAGUCGGACUUUAAGGGGUCGUUUGGUCGAGCGUAUAAGAAUAGUACUAAAUAAGGUGUGUUAAUAAUGCUAGGAUUAGUAGUGUUGGGGCUAAUAAUGCUGAACUUAUUUCUUAUGCAGUGUAUGGUUUGAUAUAUUAAAAAUAAUAUGUAUUGCUAUAUUUCUUUAAAAAUAUUAUUUGUUUACAAAAAUA
Messenger RNA from Capsicum annuum, 2358 nucleotides. RefSeq names its product B3 domain-containing protein REM10-like. Lineage: Eukaryota; Viridiplantae; Streptophyta; Magnoliopsida; Solanales; Solanaceae. The transcript is spliced from 7 exons. The coding region runs from base 445 to 1710 and encodes 421 amino acids. Gene Ontology annotation, molecular function: DNA binding. The record is from RefSeq and is a predicted model, not a curated record.